Molecule: messenger RNA, 993 nt
Organism: Ailuropoda melanoleuca (giant panda)
Lineage: Eukaryota; Metazoa; Chordata; Mammalia; Carnivora; Ursidae
Product: olfactory receptor 51H1-like
Biological process (GO): G protein-coupled receptor signaling pathway
Cellular component (GO): plasma membrane
Molecular function (GO): G protein-coupled receptor activity; olfactory receptor activity
Source: RefSeq, a predicted model, not a curated record
AUGAACUCAAAUGCAUCACAACCCAACCACCACAGUUUCAUUUUGACAGGUAUCCCUGGGAUGCCAGAUAAAAACGCAUGGAUGGCCUUUCCCCUGGGAUUUCUCUACACACUAACUCCCCUGGGAAAUGGUGCCAUCUUNCUCCUGGGAAAUGGUGCCAUCUCAGCUGUCAUCAAGGUAGAUGAAAGUCUCCCUGAGCCUAUGUACUACUUCCUCUCCAUCUUGGCUGUCUCUGAUGUUAGUCUCUCCAUGUCCACCUUGCCCUCCGUGCUCAGCAUCUUCUGGUUUAAUGUCCCUGAGAUUCCCUUUGAUGCAUGCAUCACACAGAUGUUUUUCAUCCAUGGAUUUGGAGUGGUAGAAUCAGGAGUACUAGUGUCCAUGGCCUUCGACAGAUUUGUGGCCAUCCGAGACCCAUUACGCUACGCUUCCGUCCUCACCCAUGGCAUCAUUGGAAAGAUUGGAAUAGCUGUCCUCACCUGGGCAGUCUGUGUGGUCUUCCCUGUGCCUUUCCUUAUAAAGCGGCUACCCUUUUGCCAUUCCAAUGUCUUGUCUCAUUCAUACUGUCUCCACCAAGAUGCAAUGUGGCUAGCCUGUGCCAGCACCNGGCUAGCCUGUGCCAGCACCCGCAUCAACAGUCUCUAUGGCCUCAUCAUAGUCAUCUUCACGUUGGGGCUGGAUGCCCUCAUCAUUCUCUUUUCUUAUGUGCUCAUCCUGAAGACCGUGCUGGGCAUUGCUUCCAGAGACGAAAGGCUCAAAGCCCUCAACACCUGCCUCUCUCACAUCUGUGCUGUGCCCCUCUUCUAUGUUCCUCUCAUUGGUGUCACCAUGACCCACAGAUUUGGAAAGCAUUUAUCACCAGUAGUGCACACACUCAUGGCCAAUAUCUAUCUGUUACUGCCCCCUGUACUCCAUCCCAUUGUCUGUAGUGUGAAGACCAAGCAGAUACGGAGGGGAAUCGCAUACAUGUUCCAGAGGAGAACGAACAGGGCCUAG